This is a messenger RNA of Dufourea novaeangliae, 1565 nucleotides long. It is a transcript of the gene PGAP3, whose product is annotated as post-GPI attachment to proteins factor 3. Gene Ontology annotation, molecular function: hydrolase activity, acting on ester bonds. Bases 1 to 975 code for a protein of 324 amino acids. Gene Ontology annotation, cellular component: endoplasmic reticulum membrane. Gene Ontology annotation, biological process: GPI anchor biosynthetic process. NCBI's taxonomy places the organism in Eukaryota, Metazoa, Arthropoda, Insecta, Hymenoptera, Halictidae. The record is from RefSeq and is a predicted model, not a curated record. The transcript is spliced from 7 exons.
AUGUCAGAAGGGAGAUGGAUUUUCGUUUUAAUACUUCAAAUAUUGUUCAUAGCAAAUACAACUGGUUCAACUGGAGAUAGGUCACAAUUUUAUAGUUUAUGUCUCUCAAAAUGUCGUGACAAUAAUUGUGUAGGCGAUGAAGACUUUAAAGUACAGCCUUCUGUAUCAUUAAGAAUGUUACUUUGGUCAUGUAAAGAAGAUUGUAGUUAUAGCUGUACCUGGGAGACAGUUAAUUAUUUUACUUCUCAUGGCUUAAAAGUUCCUCAGUUUCAUGGAAAAUGGCCAUUUAUCCGCAUUUUUGGAUGUCAGGAACCUGCAUCUGUCAUAUUUUCUCUAUUAAAUUUAUGUGCUCAUGUUACCAUGUAUUGGAAAUUUAAAAGAAAAUUGAGGCCCAAUGAACCAAUGUUUUAUAUAUGGACUUACUUUAGUAUGAUAUGCAUACAUGGCUGGUUUUGGUCUUCUGUUUUUCAUGCACGAGAUACAUCAUUUACAGAAGUAAUGGAUUAUUCUAGCGCAUUUGUUAUGGUCCUUACAUUAUUGUACUGUAUGUUAUUAAGAAUAACAUACAAGAAUAAUAGAAUAUUUGCUGUGAUUACAAGCGGAUACCUUAGUACUUUGUACACCCAUUUAUCACAUUUGUGGUCUGGUGAUAUAAAUUAUGACUACAAUAUGAAAUUUAAUGUUGUGAUAGGUUUUUUAACAUUUAUUAUUACAAUGAUAUGGUGGCACCGUAAUCGUAAAAGAUUAUCUUACAUUUACCUGAUUGGUUGGUUUAAUGUGCUAACUGUUCUUGUUACUAUAUUGGAAGUAGCAGAUUUUUCACCAAUUUUUUGGGUAUUUGACGCUCACUCUUUAUGGCAUGCUAGUACAGCUCCUCUGACAGUUCUACUAUAUAGAUUUAUGAUCGCAGAUUGUUCUUAUUUAAGAAUAUAUUACAGUAAAUUGACAUUAGAUAUUGACCACCAUAUACGAUAAAUUCACAGGUCUACUGCAAGAGGGAGCUAUGCCACAAAAUGUUGAAAAAUUAGAUUUUUAUUAAUUCUUUCAUCUAAUUUAUAACUACAUGGCAAAAUUCUUGCUUGUCUUAUGAUUGUAUAUAUCCACGGUGGCCAAACUGCGGCUCUUUUAGACUCUCACUGCGGCUUCCAUAUACUUAUGCAAUGUUUUUUUAUAAACUGACACAUACUAUAUAUACGUAUAUAAUAUCAUAUGUUUGUAAGUUUGCUGACUUUAUUAUGCAGUAGGAUAUACAUACAGAUUGUAAGCAUAACUCAUACUCUAAUACUCUGCUCAGGUUCUCGAGUAUCUCUGAUAGGUGAUAUAUGGCUCCUAUCCUGACAAGAUUUGGCCACCACUCGUAUGUACCAUCAUAUUAUACUAUGAUAAAUAUUACUUUUCAUAAAAGCUUCAAUAUCUCACAACGCGACCAGGCCUGCAUUAAGAUUUUGUAUGGCCCAGGACUAUCAAAUUUUCGGUGGCCCCCUUGGUGAAAAAGUAGGGGGGGCGGGAUUUUUUAUAAUACCUACAGCACAACAAAAUACAUAAAUCUUCAAAAAUUGAAAUUU